GCCGCUAUUACCGAGGGAGAGGGUUUGAGAUGGGGAGAUGCGCGUGGCGUAUACGAAGGAUCCCAUGUAGAAGUUCAGCACACAUCGGACACACCCCUGAGCAGAGCACAACUUCCCCCCCCCCAUCCAUCCAUUAUCUCCAUCUAUCAACUCCAUCCUGCUUACCGCUCCCCGCAGGAUCCAGCUGGACGGGAGGUACCGCCAUCCAUCCUCCGCCGCCCCAUACACACAGCCCGCUUGCCAUUCGCGCAGAGCCACUCGCCGCCAGGGGGGACAACGAAAAUAAGAAGUGUGAGGCGAGGUGAAGCGAGGCAUCUGGCAUCUUCACCUACUCCUACUCCUGCAGCCCUGCGAUCUACAACUCGUCCAUCUAUACGCCCAACCCCCUUUCCUUUCUUUCUUUCCUUAAACGUGCAGACAGAGACACCCAAAUCGGUCGACAUCCGCCUCUCUCACGCUGCCCACCAUGCCGAAUCUGCUCCCCACUCGCUCGCGCUCGCCUUUGCUAUCCCCUCGACGCAGCAACAAGGACCUGCCCCCGCUACAGCAACCGGCAAAGAGCUCCUGCGCACCCGAUGGCCGCUCGCCGUGCAGCGCCGGGCCUUCGUCGGCGCCAGCGUCCCCCUCCUUUUCGCAGGUCAGCUCGAGCGCCGCGUCCGGAUCCCGCUCCUCCUCGGGUGUAACGGCCAGCUCCCGUGAGAGUGACUUGUGGACCACCUCGUCCGGUUCCUCGGCGCGCGGCGCCCCAGGCACCACGACCGCCGCGGCGAUCGCGUCCGGCGCCAGCCUGUCCGACCAGUACGAGCUACUCGAGAAGCUCGGCACGGGCUCCUUCGGCACCGUAUACCGCGGCAUGCACAAGGAGACCAAACAGAUUGUUGCCAUCAAGCAGAUCGACCUCGAGGACAGCGACGAUGACAUUAGCGAGAUUCAGAUGGAGAUCGCGCACCUUGCGCAGUGCGACAGCGAGUACGUCACCAAGUACUACGGCAGCUUCGUCAAGGGCUACAAGCUCUGGAUCAUCAUGGAGUACCUCGCCGGAGGUAGUUGCCUCGACCUGCUCAAGGCCGGGCCGUUCCACGAGAGCCACAUCGCGAUCAUAUGCCGCGAGCUUCUGCUCGGCCUCGAGUACCUGCACAACGAGGGCAAGAUCCACCGUGACAUCAAGGCCGCCAACGUCCUCCUCUCCGCGUCGGGCCGCGUCAAGCUCGCCGACUUCGGUGUCGCGGCGCAACUUAGCAGCAACAAGUCGCGACGCAACACGUUUGUCGGCACGCCCUUCUGGAUGGCCCCCGAGGUCAUCCGCCAGGCCGGCUACGACUGCAAGGCCGACUUGUGGUCCCUAGGCAUCACCGCCAUCGAGAUGGCCAAGGGCGAGCCGCCACUGUCCGAGUACCACCCGAUGCGCGUGCUCUUCCUCAUCCCCAAGGCGAAGUCACCGACGCUCGAAGGCAGCUUCAGCGCGCACUUUAAGGACUUUGUCGACCUGUGCCUGAUCAAGGACCCCAAGCACCGCCCGACGACCAAGGAGCUGCUCAGCCACCGUUUCAUCAAGGGUGCCAAGAAGACGUCAUCGCUCAUGGAGCUCAUCGAGCGCCACCAGGACUGGAAGGCCCGCCGUGCCAACCGCGGCGGCCAGAUCGCGCGCGACCGCAUGCAGCAGCACGACAUGAGCCAGAGCGACGGCGCCAGCACGCUCAACGGCACCGUCACUUCAGCCUGGCAGUUUGAUACCAUGCGCAGCAACCGCUCAUCGCUUCUAUACCACAAGCAGCACGAUGUGCAGGAUGACGCGGACGAGGAGGCACAAGCUGAGCGCGAGCUCGCAGACUGGAAAGCAUCCAUCCACGCCACCCAGGUCAACAACGGCAGCGGGCACAAGGAGACCGAUGCCGGCUACGGCACCGUGCGUGGGCCGGACCACCCGGCCAAGUCGUUGGCCAAUGCCGUCGCCGCGUCCCCGUCCGUGUCGUCGAUGGAGCCUUCCUCGUCGUCGUCCUCCGUCUCGUCGUCCUCCGCUGCGUCGUCCUCGGCGGCGGCGGACAAUGUGCGCCCUGAGUCACCCGCGACCCCUAAGCGCCGCAGCACGGGCAAGGGCUCACUCGCAGCCGUCAACCUGCGCGACUCGGAGCGCCUGCGUGCGUCCAGCAGUCGCGACAGCAUCGACACAGCCGCCACAUCUGUCGCGUCCGCAUCUGUCUCUGUAUUGGAAGCAGCAGCAGACAAGGAGCCCGCGGCGCAUGUCGACAGCCCGCACAUCGAUGCACUCCGAGAUACGUUCCGCCAACGCAGAGGCGGAGGGCUGCCGGCUGCGUCCGGCGAUGCGACUAACCAACAGCAGCAUUGGGUUGGCGGAAAACUCGCGCCGCCACUAGAUGUCGAUUCAGGCGCGGCAGCGUUGAAAAAUCGAAGCAGCGCCGAUGUCACCGCCGGCGCCUCGUCGUCCUCUACAGCAGCAGCGCUGCGCAGCGCCUCACCAUUCAACACUACGCGCCGCAGCAGCUGGAACGAGCGCAACGACAUCAACGGCACCAUCCUGCGCCAAGGGGACGUUGCGAGUGGGCACGAUACGAUCCGCCCCGUCAAGCGGCUUGACGCAGGCGGCAGCGCGCGCAUCAGCGCCGAAUUCAUCGGCGGCAUCCGACGGACGCCGUCGAACGGCAACUUGCAGGACACGCCGCCUCCGCCGCAUGUGCGUGGGCAUCUACGCAAAGGCAGCAGAGGCAGCAGCGGCAGCGGGCACAUUAUCGGUGCGGCGGACGAGGCGCAAGCGGGCCGUGCGCUCGUCCAGGAGGUCGUCUUACCUGUCAUGGAGCGGGCGCGCAGGGACGAGAUGGACGCGCGCGAGAUCGAGGCACUCGAUAUGAUUACGCGCGGGUUUGAGGACCUCAGCGACAUCAACCCGAAAUUGGCGUACCAGACGAUCGUCGAUUUGUUGCUCAGCAUGAACGAUAAUGAAGCAGCGAGAGACAACCUCUCCACCACCUUCCGCAACAGGCUUGGCAAUGGCCGGCCUUCGCUCGCAAACGUCAGUGAGAGCCCAUCCGAAAACUCUAACGAGGCUGCGUCGGCGUAUCGGUCACCCAUUGCAGACCUACUCUAUGGCCGCUGGCUCGAGGGUCUGCGAGGGCGAUGGCUGUGAAGAGUUUUUGCCUUCCCCAUAACCAACAUCUUGUCGCCUGCCCGCUGUGUAAUUUUUUGUCUACAUCAAGUCGCUUCUGCCUUCCUCAUUCUGCUUGGAUAAUGUUGAUCAUAACUUAAAUGUACUGUAACUUGCUCUUCAUAUUCGAUACCAU
Molecule: messenger RNA, 3296 nt
Organism: Tilletiaria anomala UBC 951
Lineage: Eukaryota; Fungi; Basidiomycota; Exobasidiomycetes; Georgefischeriales; Tilletiariaceae
Product: Pkinase-domain-containing protein
Exons: 3
Coding region: 467-3142 (891 amino acids)
Biological process (GO): protein phosphorylation
Molecular function (GO): ATP binding; protein kinase activity
Source: RefSeq, a predicted model, not a curated record